AUGGCCGACCUCUUCGCGCCCGCGCGCGGGCUGGUGGCUGGCCAGGCCACGCUGGACGACGUGGCGCAGGCCCUGGCGCAGGGCGCGGACCCCAACAAGUGGGAGGGGCCCCUGUCGCCGAUCAGGUUCGCCGUGCAGGCCCACCACGUGGAGCUCCUGGGCCUGCUGCUGCAGAGCGGCGCGGAUGCCAACCAGAAGGACUCGCGCGGGGUCGCUGUCCUUCACCAGGCAGUGUUCGAUGGCAAGGGGGACUGCAUCACGAAGCUGCUAGACGCAGGCGCCGACAUCGACGUCCGUGACCGUCACGAGCAGACGCCACUGUUCUUCGCGCCCACGCGGCAGAUUUGCGAGCUCCUCAUUACCAGGCGCGCGGACGUGAAUGUCGUGAACUCCAAGAAGCAGUCGCCCUUGCACCUGGCCGCCUACGCUGGCCUCGACGACGCGGUGAGCUGCCUCAUCGACGCGAAGAAGAACCUGCUGCAGGCCCAGGACCAGCACGGCCACACGCCGCUGUACUACGCGGCGCACGCCAAGCUCAGAACGACGGUGAACGUCCUGAAGAAACGGGGCGCGGAGAGCGUCCGGUCCCGGGAGCGCCGCGGCAAGAAGUCCCCGGGCCCCCACGGCAAGAGCCCCGAGCCGGGCGCCCGUCGUGCCCCGCAGCCGCCCAGGCCGCAGCUCGUCCGGGAGGCAGAGGCGGCACCGCCGGGCAGCGAGGCCAGGGCCACGGCGGCAGACUCCACGGCAUUGCAGGCCGUGCGGGUGGAGGACGGGGAGGUGGAGGCCGAGCGGAUCGUCGAGGUCGCCUUCGAUGCGAGCGGGGAGGCUGGGCUGGAGGAGGAUCAGCAGCAGCGCUCGGCCAGGCUGCAGUGCCAGGGCGCGCUGGAGGCCGGGCUCGCGAGGGAGGCGGAUCAGUUUCACGCGGCGAAGCUGGAGUGCAGCGCUGCUUUGGUGGCCAGUUCCGGUGCAGAUGCAUCGGCACCGCUCCAGCGCGAUGCUGGAGAGCAGGCCGCCGCGCCAAGCACCUCGGAACUGCACGCGGCCAGGCAGCAGUGCCAGGGCGCGCUGGAGGCUGCGCUCGUGGUAGAGGCGGAUGAGGUCUGCGCGGCCAAGCAGGAGUGCAGCGCCGCAGCUGCGACAGGCUUCGCGCAGCAGCAGCAGCAGGUCCGCCAGCCGGUCCUUCUGCAGCCGGAGGAGGCGAACUUGGAGGCAAGACUGAAGGAGCAUCAGCAGCAACACGCAGCCAGGCAGCAGUGCCAGGAUGCGCUCGAGGCCGGGCUCGCGAACGAUGCGGAUCAGGUUCGCACCGCCAAGCUGGAGUGCAGUGCUGCUCUGGCGGCCAGCCCUGCUCCAGGUGCAUCGGCGCCGCCCCAGGCUGGGCGCGAUGCUGGAGGGCAGGCCGCCGCGCCCAGCACCAUGGAGCGGGAGCAGGAGGAAGGGCUGCGCGCCGCCAAGCGGCAGUGCCAGGACGCGCUAGAGGCCGGGCUCGCGAAGGAGACGGAUCUGGUUCACACCGCCAGACUUGAGUGCAGCGCUGCACUGGAAGCACGCCCUGCCGCCGCGCCCAACACCUCGGAGUGGGAGCAGGAGGAGGAACUGCGCGCGGCCGGGCGGCAGUGCCAGGACGCGCUGGAGGCCGGGCUCGCGAGGGAGACGGAGCAGUUCCUCACGGCCAAGGUGGAGUGCAGUGCUGCUCUGGCGGCCAGCCCUGCUCCAGCUGCAUCGGCGCUGGCACAGGCUGGGCGCGAUGCUGGAGAGCCCACUGCAGAGCCAGACCAGGAGGAAGGGCUGCGCGCCGCCACGGGGCAGUGCCAGGACGCGCUGCAAGCCGGGCUCGCGAGGGAGACGGAGCAGCUCCACACGGCUAGGCUUGAGUGCAGCGCUGCACUGGCGGCCAGCCCUGCUCCAGCUGCAUCGGCGCCGGCCCAGGCUGGGCGCGAUGCUGGAGAGCCCACUGCGCCGAGCACCACAGAGCCAGACCAGGAGGAAGGGUUGCGCGCCGCCACGGAGCAGUGCCAGGAUGCGCUGGAGGCCGGGCUCGCGAAGGAGACGGAUCAGUUUCACACGGCCAAGCUGGAGUGCAGUGCUGCUCUUGUGGCCAGUUCCGCUCCAGCUGCAUCGGCGCCGGCCCAGGCUGGGCUCGACGAUAUAGAGCAGACCUCCGCGCCAAGCAGCUCGGAGCGGGAACAGGACACGGAACUGUGCGCGGCCAGGCAGCAGUGCCAGGACGCGUUGGAAUCCCAGCUCGCGAAGGAAACGGAUCAGUUUCACGCGGCGAAGUUGGAGUGCAGCGCUGCAUUGGCGGCCAGUUCCGCUCCAGGUGGAUCGGCGCCGCUCCAGCGCGACGCUGGAGAGCAGACCAGCGUGCCAAGCACUGUGGAGCGGGAACAGGGGGAGGAACUGCUCGCGGCCAGGCAACAGUGCCAGGCCGCGCUGGAGGCUGCGCUCGAACGGGAGGCGGAUGAGGUCUGUGCGGCCAGGCAGAAUUGCAGCGCGGCAGCGGCAUCAGGAUUUGCUCAGGAGGAGUUGCACGAGGCCAGGAAGCAAUGCCAGGGCGCACUGGAGGCUGGGCUCGCGAGGGAGACGGAUCAAUAUCUCACGGCCAAGUUUGAAUGCAGUGCUGCAGUGGCGGUCAGCCCUGCUCCAGGUGGAUCGGCGCUGGCCAAGGCCGAGCGCGAUAUUGGAGAGGAAACAUCCGCGCCCAGCACCUUGGAGCGGGAACAGGGGGAGGAGCUGCACGCAGCCAGGCAGCAGUGCCAGGAUGCGCUCGAGGCCGGGCUCGCGAACGAUGCGGAUCAGGUUCGCACCGCCAAGCUGGAGUGCAGUGCUGCUCUGGCGGCCAGCCCUGCUCCAGGUGCAUCGGCGCCGCCCCAGGCUGGGCGCGAUGCUGGAGGGCAGGCCGCCGCGCCCAGCACCAUGGAGCGGGAGCAGGAGGAAGGGCUGCGCGCCGCCAAGCGGCAGUGCCAGGACGCGCUAGAGGCCGGGCUCGCGAAGGAGACGGAUCUGGUUCACACCGCCAGACUUGAGUGCAGCGCUGCACUGGAAGCACGCCCUGCCGCCGCGCCCAACACCUCGGAGUGGGAGCAGGAGGAGGAACUGCGCGCGGCCGGGCGGCAGUGCCAGGACGCGCUGGAGGCCGGGCUCGCGAGGGAGACGGAGCAGUUCCUCACGGCCAAGGUGGAGUGCAGUGCUGCUCUGGCGGCCAGCCCUGCUCCAGCUGCAUCGGCGCUGGCACAGGCUGGGCGCGAUGCUGGAGAGCCCACUGCAGAGCCAGACCAGGAGGAAGGGCUGCGCGCCGCCACGGGGCAGUGCCAGGACGCGCUGCAAGCCGGGCUCGCGAGGGAGACGGAGCAGCUCCACACGGCUAGGCUUGAGUGCAGCGCUGCACUGGCGGCCAGCCCUGCUCCAGCUGCAUCGGCGCCGGCCCAGGCUGGGCGCGAUGCUGGAGAGCCCACUGCGCCGAGCACCACAGAGCCAGACCAGGAGGAAGGGUUGCGCGCCGCCACGGAGCAGUGCCAGGAUGCGCUGGAGGCCGGGCUCGCGAAGGAGACGGAUCAGUUUCACACGGCCAAGCUGGAGUGCAGUGCUGCUCUUGUGGCCAGUUCCGCUCCAGCUGCAUCGGCGCCGGCCCAGGCUGGGCUCGACGAUAUAGAGCAGACCUCCGCGCCAAGCAGCUCGGAGCGGGAACAGGACACGGAACUGUGCGCGGCCAGGCAGCAGUGCCAGGACGCGUUGGAAUCCCAGCUCGCGAAGGAAACGGAUCAGUUUCACGCGGCGAAGUUGGAGUGCAGCGCUGCAUUGGCGGCCAGUUCCGCUCCAGGUGGAUCGGCGCCGCUCCAGCGCGACGCUGGAGAGCAGACCAGCGUGCCAAGCACUGUGGAGCGGGAACAGGGGGAGGAACUGCUCGCGGCCAGGCAACAGUGCCAGGCCGCGCUGGAGGCUGCGCUCGAACGGGAGGCGGAUGAGGUCUGUGCGGCCAGGCAGAAUUGCAGCGCGGCAGCGGCAUCAGGAUUUGCUCAGGAGGAGUUGCACGAGGCCAGGAAGCAAUGCCAGGGCGCACUGGAGGCUGGGCUCGCGAGGGAGACGGAUCAAUAUCUCACGGCCAAGUUUGAAUGCAGUGCUGCAGUGGCGGUCAGCCCUGCUCCAGGUGGAUCGGCGCUGGCCAAGGCCGAGCGCGAUAUUGGAGAGGAAACAUCCGCGCCCAGCACCUUGGAGCGGGAACAGGGGGAGGAGCUGCACGCAGCCAGGCAGCAGUGCCAGGGCGCGCUGGAGGCUGCGCUCGAACGGGAGGCGGAUGAGGUCCGUGCGGCCAGGCAGACUUGCAGUGCCGCAGCGGCAUCUGGCAUCGCUCAAGAGGCAGCCCAGCCAGUCGUGGCGCAGGUCCAGCCAGGCUUCGUGGGCUCAGCAGUGCCGCCUGGCCCUGAAGACCAGCAACAAGAGCAGGAGCAGCAGGUCCUCCAGCCAGUGCUGCCGCAGUGCGAGGAGGCCUCCCCUCCCGCGCAUCAGCACCCGGAGCAGCAGCAGCAGCAAGCCAGCCAGCCAGUCUUGCCGCAGGUCACCCUGACAGGCGCAGAGGAGGAGGGCAUUCUUCCAGUGCCGGGCACGGACAGCCCAGAGGACUUGCGCGAGCAGCAGCAGCGGAUCCACUCUGCGCAGGCGCGUCUCCAGGCCGGCGGCUCCCUCGAUGGCGUGUGGAACUUGGACGACCAGACGGUGCGCAUCUCCGGCAACCAGGUCCUGUGGAGUGAUGGCGUGGUUUGGCUCCUCGAGAAAGACGAUCAGGAUCGGCUGAUGGUUGCGGUCGGUAACAGCACGUACUACGCCAAGCUUGCCGGGUCCACCAUCGAGUGGAGCGACGGCGACAUUUGGAUCCGGGAGGAGCCGCAGCCGGUUGACGCCCCUGGGGAGGCCGCCCAGGCCCCGCCGGAGGCCAGCCAGGUGCAGGAGGUGCAGGUGCUGGUCGCCGCGCCGCCCGAGGCUGCCGCGCCGCCGCCCCAGGCUGCCGAGCCGCCGCCGCAGGCGGCCGCGCCGCAGCCAGGGGACGAUGCGCAGGCGACCCAGGGGAGCGCGCGGGAGCAGGCGGGACCUGGCGACGCCCCCGCGGCGCCCGCGCCCCAAGCGGCGCCCGCGUCCGUGCACGGCUUCCACAGGAGGGACCAGGUGGAGGUGUGGAGCAACUCAAAGGGCAAGUGGCUGCCGGGCACGGUCAAGAGGGUGUACCCCGAGGACUCAUCGCCGAUGGCUACGAGAUGCCGAAGAACACCAUCAAGGUGGAGUCCGCGGCGGGGACCAAGUACAUUAUCGAAGCGGAAAUUCACGCGACAGUGCGUCACAAGCAGGUGGCGCAGCAGGCCGAGCAGCCCGAGCCCCGCGAGCCGCCGGCGGCCGACGCCGCGGCGGCUGGCGGGAGGCAGAGGGCCAGGAGCCCCGCCGAGAUGGCGGCGAUGGCCGCGCGCGGCGCCAAGGCCGCCAGCGGCGCCGGCCCGAGGGCCGCAGGGCUCGCCGCCGUCGGCAGCGAGGAGGUCUCGAACCCUGGCGGCAACGACCAGCAAGACGUGCCGCACGUGA
Prorocentrum cordatum is the source of this 5568-nucleotide messenger RNA. Lineage: Eukaryota; Dinophyceae; Prorocentrales; Prorocentraceae. The record is from the annotation of a GenBank genome assembly.